ACAACAUCAACUACACCUAAAGCACAAACAACAACUGAAGCACCAACAACUACAACACCUACACCAACAACCACAACUCAAGCACCAACAACUACAACUGCUGCACCAAAAACCACAUCUCAUGCACCAACAACUACUACUGCCACUACAACCACAACUCAAGCACCCUCAACUUCAACUGCUACACCACCAACCACAACUAAAGCACCAACAACUACAACUGCAGCACAAACAACCACAACUCAAGCACCAACAACAACAACUGCUACACCAACAACCACAACUAAAGCACCAACAAGUCAAGCACCAACAACUCCAACUGCACCACAAACAACCACAACUCAAGCACCAACAACUACAGCUGCUACAACAACAACUAUGUCUAAAGCACAAACAACAAGUCAAGAACCAACAACUAGAAAUGUAGGACAAACAACCACAACUCAAGCAAGAACAACUAAAACUGCUGCACCAACAACCAAAACCCAAGUACCAACAACUAGAACAGCUACACCAACAACCACACCUCAAGCACCUUUAACUAAAACUGCUAUACCAACAAACACAACUAAAGCACCAACAACUUCAACUGCAGCACCAACAACCACAACUCAAUCACCAACAGCUGCACCAAAAAUCACAACUCAAGCACCAACAACUACAACUGCUACACCACUAAAUACAACUAAAGCACCAACAAGUCAAGCACCAACAACUGCAACUGCUGCACUAAGAACCACAACCCAAGCACCCUCAACUACAACAGCCACACCAACAACCACAAGUCAAGCACUAACAACUACAACUGCAGGACAAACAACUACAACCCAAGCACCAACAACUAUAACUGCUACACCAACAACAACAAGUCAAACGCCAACAACAACUGCUACACCAACGACCACAACACAAUCACCAAUAACUUCAAAAGCUUCACCAAAAACCACAACUAAAGCACUAACAACUACAACUGCUACACCACCAACCACAACUAAAGCACCAACAAGUCAAGCACCAACAACUACUACUGUAGCACUAACAACAUCAACUCAAGCACCAACAACUGCAACUGCUACACCAGCAACCACAACACAAGCACCAACAAGUCAAGCACCAACAACCACAACUGAAGCACAAACAACUACAACUGCUAAACCAAAAACCACAACUCAAGCACCAACAACUACUACUGCUACAACAACCACAACUCAAGCACCAACAACUACAACUGCUACACCAACAAGCACAACCCAAGCACCAACAACUACAACUGCUACACCAAUAACCACAACUGAAGCACCAACAACUGCAGCUGCUACAACAACAACUACAGCUAUAGCCACCAACAACUGCAACUGCAGCACAAACAACCACAACACAAGCAUCUACAACUACAACUGCUGCACAAACAACCACAAUUCGAGCAUCAUCAUCUACAACUGUUGCACCAAAAACCACACCCCAAGCACCAAAAACUACAACAGCUACACCAACAACCACAACUCAAGCACCAACAACUACAACUGCUGCGCCAAAAACCACAACUCAAGCACCAACAACUACACCUGCUAA
This is a messenger RNA of Nematolebias whitei (Rio pearlfish), 1572 nucleotides long. RefSeq names its product mucin-5AC-like. The annotation marks the transcript as partial. The record is from RefSeq and is a predicted model, not a curated record. The transcript is spliced from 2 exons. Lineage: Eukaryota; Metazoa; Chordata; Actinopteri; Cyprinodontiformes; Rivulidae.